AUGGGCACCCGGACAUGUGCAGGGAGAAGCCACGUGGAGAUGAGCCGAGCACAGUUUGUGCCAGACACUGGACCCCAGCCGGUCCCGUGCGGGACGGGAGAGGCCACGGAGAUCCUCGUACAAGUCUCAGAGGGAGCUGGCCCUGAGGACUUUGACCCCAGGACUGAAGAGUCGCUCCUGCUGAAGGACUACACGUGCAGCCACCCGCUCCCCAGGCCCUGGGACCUGAGGCAGCUGCAGGUGUGGGAGCGCCCCGUGGCCUUGCAGGCCGAGCUGGCCCUGACACUGCAGGUCCUGGCCACCGUGGCCAACUCCACCCUGGGGGACGUCCUGGACCAGCCCCUGCGCACACUGGGCCACAUCCACUGCCAGCUGCAGGCCUGUGCCCUGGCUCAGCCCACAGCAGGUCCCAGGCCCCAUGGCCGCCACCGCCACCGCCACCGCCUGUCCCACUGGCUGCAGAGGCUCCAGCAGGCCCCACAGAAGGAGACCCCCGGCUGCCUCCAGAUCUCUGUCAUGUUCAACCUCUUCCGCCUCCUGACCCUGGACCUGAGGUGUGUCGCCAGCGGACACCUGUGCGUCUGACCCGCCCCUCCUGCUCGCCCUGGCCCCUUAGAUACG
Sciurus carolinensis (gray squirrel) is the source of this 621-nucleotide messenger RNA. Its product is annotated as interferon lambda-3-like. The coding region runs from base 1 to 585 and encodes 194 amino acids. Gene Ontology annotation, biological process: cell surface receptor signaling pathway via JAK-STAT; defense response to virus; innate immune response. The transcript is spliced from 5 exons. The record is from RefSeq and is a predicted model, not a curated record. Gene Ontology annotation, molecular function: cytokine activity. Lineage: Eukaryota; Metazoa; Chordata; Mammalia; Rodentia; Sciuridae.